This is a messenger RNA of Cherax quadricarinatus, 3783 nucleotides long. Its product is annotated as ubiquitin carboxyl-terminal hydrolase 25-like. Gene Ontology annotation, cellular component: cytosol; nucleus. Gene Ontology annotation, molecular function: cysteine-type deubiquitinase activity. The record is from RefSeq and is a predicted model, not a curated record. Gene Ontology annotation, biological process: protein deubiquitination; regulation of protein stability. Lineage: Eukaryota; Metazoa; Arthropoda; Malacostraca; Decapoda; Parastacidae.
CCCUUAACAUACCCAGUGUCACCACCAGCCUGGCCCCAUCUUACUCCCAGGGCCACCACUGGCCCCUCACUAGCUCACAGUGGCCCGGGUGUGGCCCCAAGAGUGGCCCACGCAAGUGGUAAACAAGUGGCCUGUAACCCCCCAUCCACUGCUGAAAUUUAUAUAAAAAAUCAUGGAAAUUGACUCCUAAUAUGUUCUAAAUCUGGAAAAUUGCUUCAGACAAUUUGAUAGAUGGAAUAGUUCAAGUAGUGAAAUCAAAAUAGAAGUCACAGUAUAGACUUGAAGACUGUGCAGUGUUUAAUGAUGUAAAUGUAUUCAGAAAUUGUGAAGUGUGUACAUUGUAUAAUGAAAGAUAACAUUACACAGAGUUAAUAAUGUUUGGUUUUUAUGUGGAUUUUAGUUUGAGGAAUAUGAAACUCAGUUUAGUAAAGGUGCUAGGACUAUUUAUCUUUCAAUGAAGUAGCCUUCAGUUUUGUGGCUUGGUGAGGUGUGAGGCAGGUGUCCCAUGUGUGGGGUGGCGCGGGACAAGACCGGUGAGAGUGACAUUGUGCCCCCCCUGGAGGCCGCCAUGCCUCCAUCCAUCACACUGGGAUCUGAACCUCCCAAGCCCACAGCAGGUCCGGGUGAUCAUCUGCUUCCACAGGAGCCACCUGCGAAUAAGGAUAUACCCACGAUCGACUUGUCUUGUGAUGAGAACGAUGACUUGCAGAAGGCAAUUGCGCUCAGUCUUCAGGACCAGCAGGGCACUACCACACUGCAGGGUGUUUCAGCUGAGGAUCAAGAGGUUUCUCGAGCCUUGGAAGCUAGCCUAAAGGAAUCUCAGCCUCAGGCUACCAUUGACCUUUUGAAUCCUCAGGAACGUAAACGACAGCCUGGAGUUCCUGUGGGCCUUAAAAAUAUUGGCAACUCGUGCUGGUUUAAUGUUGUUAUACAGCCUCUCUUUCACAUACCAGUGUUUAGAGACUUGAUCCUCAAUUACUCUCAAAAUGGGGAUGUUGACGAGCAAAUGGAGGAAACACAAAAAUCCUCUCGGCAGCUUGUUCCAGCUUUACGUAAACUUUUUGCUUUAAUGAUUGGCUCAAAUAGGAAGUAUAUUGACCCUACUCAUGCAGUUCAUAUAUUUCAAGGGCAAGAAAUGAGAAAAAAUGCUCAGCAAGAUGUCUGUGAGUUCACUCAUAAGCUUUUAGAGAGACUUGAAGAGGAAUUUCAACAACUACUACGGAGGCAGGGGGUUGAAAAGGAGAGUUCAGGGUGUCAUGUCUCAAAGGAUGCUGACUUUGACAAUCCAAUCAUGAAGCUUUUCUAUGGUCAAUCAAAAAAGGAAAUCUGUGAUGAUGAUGAAGGUCCUAAACAGGAAGCUUUUGGUCAGUAUCCUCUCCAUGUAAUGAACUAUGAAGAUAUACAUGACAGUAUUCUGGCUUCAAUGGCUAGCUGUAUGCCCAACACACUUGGGGAUGUUGUUGAACCUGUGCAACAGGAAACCUGGUUUAAGAUGUUGCCACCUGUUUUAAUAUUUUCUUUGUCUAGAUAUGAAUAUUCACAUGAGAAGAAAAGAGCUGAGAAAGUUCACAAUAAAUUUGAAUUUCCAGAAAUCUUGUAUAUGGACCGCUAUAUGGAAAUUAAUAAGAAAAUUAUAAAAGAAAAACACAUAAAAGUUGCUAAGUUGAAGGGGGAAUUGAAUAGUCUAACAAAGACACUUGAUAGAUAUCUAAAGUAUGGUACUGGUAAAGCAAAAUAUCCAAUUGGUGACAUUCUUAAAUAUACAUUAGAUUUUGCACACACUGGCCUUAGCCCAGCAUCGGAAGCAGAGGCUAAUUCUGUUCCAUCUCCAUCUAUGAUGGAAGUGGAUGGGGUUGAAGCCUGUGAAAAUGAUGUUGAAAUGGCUGAUGCCCCAGAAGUUAAGAAAGAACGUUUACAGGAAAAUGGCAUGGAAAAGAACAAAUCGAGCAUAUUAAUUAAAGGUGAAACUAUUAUGAAUAAUUUGAUAUUAAAAGAGGAACUAGUAGCAAACAAUAUAAUAGUAAAGGAAGAAUCAUUAUCUAAUAGCCUUGGCUCAAACGAGAGGGAAGCUGAUGAGGAACCUCAGCAGAUGCCAUCCCCAUCCAAAAGAAUGAGGAUACUGCCUCCAGCACCACGAAACAUAACUUCUUCAGAAUUGUCCAUUUUGCAGUCUUGUCUUUCACGUUGGCUUCAGGAUAUAAACUUGCAAGUUGCAGAGCUCCGUCGAUGUAUUGCUGAGCUCGAGCAACAGCUGUAUCAAAUGUAUGAUGAACCCUUCCUGAAAAGGAUACCAUAUAGGUUGCAUGCUGUUGUAGUUCAUGAAGGGCAGGCCUCAGGGGGCCACUACUGGGUUUAUACAUUUGAUAAUGUACAUAAAACAUGGAAGAAAUUCAAUGACAUACAGGUUGUAGAUUCUAACUGGGAGGAACUUUUGCAGGAUAGUGUUGGUGGGCAGAAUAAUGCAAGUGCAUACUGCCUUCUCUACAUUGAUGAGAGUCGCUAUAACACACUCUUUCCUCAAGCUCCAGAAAACAUGGAAACUAUGAUGGCCAACAUUGCUAUUGACUUACAGGAGUAUGUCAAGAAUGACAAUUUAGCUUUUAUGAGAGAGUUAGAGGAGUGGGAUACUAAACAGGAGAAAAGUGACCAAGGAAAGGACCCUGCGGUGGGAUUGCAGUAUCAGCAAAGUGGCAGUAGCUCAUGGGAUAAUAAUAUGCCAUUAGUACCAGUUACAGCACCCAACUCUCCUGAUAUUAUUUGUGUUCAAGAAGCUGAUGAAGCAAGUUUUUUCACCGAGGUUCAAACAAUGCUCACUCAGACCAUUCUUGAUGCUCUUGCCAAGAAAGAUGAAAGUACAUUACAAAGAGAACGUGGGGCUCUGUUGAAUACUAUCUUGAUUAAUGAAUUUGUACGUCUUCAGAGUUUUGCUGAUGUAAAUCCUGAGAGUAAUCCCUACAGUGAACCUUCUAUUUUAGACUUUGGAGUCUACCUCAUACGAAAUAACCAAAAUAUAGGUUCUCUUUUGCGGUGGUAUGGAUGUGAGGUAGUCUUACAAGUAGCACAGACUGUAAAUGAGCGCACACCUGUAAUAGAAAGAGUAGCACAGGAAGCUGCACAAUACUUGCAUCAGCUUCGUGAGCAGCACCAACGUACUGAAGGGCCAGAGUACCGUGGUUGGCGACGCCAUUACCGCACUCUAAUUGACUGUGCAUGGCACUUAGUUUUCGGGUAUCGUCAGUAUGAGAAAGGUCAUUUAGAACGUGCUCUACCUCUCUUGCUCCGAGCUUGUCGAUUUCACACAGAGUUGAAAGAACGACCACCAUCUGGUACCAAAAAAACGUUGGAUAGAAGAGUGCUCUGGAAGUGUAGACGUACAUGCUUAUUGGCUCUAAAUGAACAUCUAAUAGAGACAUUUCUUAAUGGAGAAGAGCAACAAGUUGGGGAAAUUCAUGGAAAUGUGACUUCACUGAUUAUACCAGCUUUAACACAGUUAGGUGCUUGUGGUGUUGAAGAAGACAAGGCAACGGCAGAUGAUGUUCGUGCUCAUUGGUGCCAGCUAUUGGAAAGGGAAAUAGGCUCUCCAGCUAAAUCCAAAAUGAUUGGACAGAUAUUGGAAGGGGUGCUGAGCGGAGGGGGUGAAACCAAGGGAAUACUUCCGGUGCAGAUCCCUCGUCCUCCAACUGUUCUUGCACUGUAUAAGCAAUAUGUGGAAACUUGUAGUGCUGUUAUGACAGCUACAAGUAAAUGUAAGACCCAGACUAGUGAUUUGUGAGAUUUCUGUUC